Clunio marinus is the source of this 420-nucleotide messenger RNA. Lineage: Eukaryota; Metazoa; Arthropoda; Insecta; Diptera; Chironomidae. The record is from the annotation of a GenBank genome assembly.
AUGGAAGAAAUGGUCGAGGAAGUUGAGUAUUUAAAAGAGGAAGGUUCCAUGAUGACUUUGAUGGUUUUGGGACACAAAAAAUAUCAGCUUAUCGAGGUUUAUCGGCUUAUCGAAGUAACAUCUUAUCAAAGUUCCACUGCUUUCAAUCUUGGUGCUAUUGGAAGAGUCGUUGGAAGGGAAAUUAAAUUUAUGGCAUUGACGAAAAUUCAGUCUGACGUCGACAUGGAAGUUAUUGCCAAACAACAUUUUUUGUUGUUCAGGUUUAUUAUGAUGAUGUUUUGGUGGAAAAUUUGUAAAAGAAACUACAUUAUCGUUGAGUCAUGUCUGAGUUCUGAUUCAAGCAUGUAUCGCUUCCAAAAUCUAUCAAAACUGAACAAUGGGGAUCAACAUAAUGGAACAGUUGAAAAAACAAAUCAUUAA